This is a messenger RNA of Cyanistes caeruleus (blue tit), 4780 nucleotides long. The record is from RefSeq and is a predicted model, not a curated record. NCBI's taxonomy places the organism in Eukaryota, Metazoa, Chordata, Aves, Passeriformes, Paridae.
GUGAAGCUGAUUGACUACAUCCACAGGCAGCGACAGUGCAAGCUGAGCGUGCCCCUGAGCGACCGCACCGCGGAGCUCAACAGCUACCCCCGCUUCAACGACUGGCUGGACAUCGUCAAUGUCAGGAAGGAGGUGGUGCAGAGAAUACCAGAGGAGCUGACCCUGGAUGCCUUACUAGAAAUGAAUGAGUCAAAGGUGAAAGAAACAAUGAAGAGAUGUGGAGCCAGAGAUGAGGAGUGCUCCAGGCUCAACGGGGCCCUGAGCUGCCUGCGGAAGGUGACGGAGUCAGCAGGAGAGCCGAGGGACGAUGUGCCGAUGGCCCUUCCCGAGCGCCGAGACAGCUCCUGCUCGCAGCCGGAGCCCGCCCGGGCCCCGAGUGCCCCGGCCAAGGGCAGCCAGCAGCAGCCGCGCUCCGUGUCCGCGGUCCCGCCCUGCGAGCCGCCGGCGCCGAGCCACGGGCCCUGGCCCUCGGCAGAGACCCUGCUAGAGCCCAUCGUGCUGCCCGCGGCCGGAGGCAGGCCCAGGACUCCGCACAGCAUCACCGUCACCCCCCCGGCCACGCCGCAGCCCAAACGCCGGCACCGCCUGAAGCCGCCGCGGACGCCGCCGCCCCCCUGCCGCAAGGUGUUCCAGCUGCUGCCCAACUUCCCGACCCUCACCAGGAGCAAGUCCCACGAGUCUCAGCUGGGCAACAGGAUAGACGAAGUUCCUCCAAUAAAGUUCGAGCUCUCCCAGGGAUCCCCCCAGAUGGUACGAAGAGACUUUGGCCUGGCUGUGACUCACAGGUUCUCGACAAAGUCCUGGUUAUCUCAGAUUUGCCAAGUGUGCCAGAAAAGCAUGAUGUUCGGGGUGAAGUGUAAGUACUGCAGAUUAAAAUGUCACAACAAAUGUACUAAAGAGGCACCUGCUUGUAGAAUAUCCUUCCUUCCCAUAACAAAAAUAAGAAGAACAGAGUCUGUCCCAUCUGAUAUCAAUAAUCCAGUAGACAGACCCACAGAACCCCAGUUUGGAACUCUCCCCAAAGCACUAACUAAAAAGGAGCAUCCACCAGCAAUAAACCACCUGGACUCCAGCAGUAAUCCUUCUUCUACAACUUCAUCCACUCCAUCUUCUCCAGCACCUUUCCAGUCUUCCAACCCUCCCAGUGCGACGCCGCCCCCGAACCCAUCCCCCAUGGGCCAGAGGGAUGGGCGGUUUAACUUCCCAGCUGCCUACUACCUUCAGCAUAGACAACAGUUUAUCUUCCCAGAAAUUCCCGGUCCUGCACAAACAGCACAGCUUCCAGAAACUGCUGCAGACACUAAUGCUGCCCAGCAGCUGGGCACGGGCGGAGGCACACGGGACGCACAGGUGGAGGAACCAGAGGCGAGUAAGUCGGAGCCCGAGGAUGACGAGGAUGAGGUGGAAGAUUUGCCCCACCGGCGGCCGCACCUGCAGGGGAUGAUCUACCGCAAACCCAGCCAGACCAGCGUGUACCUACAGGAGUGGGACAUCCCCUUUGAGCAGAUCCAGCUGGGGGACCCCAUUGGCCAGGGCCGCUGGGGCAAGGUCUACAAGGGCAAGUGGCACGGGGAGGUGGCCAUCAGGCUGCUGGAGAUUGAUGGCAACAACCAGGAUCAUCUCAAGCUCUUCAAGAAGGAGGUGAUGAACUACAGGCAGACCCGGCAUGAGAACGUGGUGCUGUUCAUGGGAGCCUGCAUGAACCCCCCUCACUUAGCAAUCAUUACCAGCUUCUGCAAAGGAAGGACGCUGCACUCCUUUGUGAGGGACCCCAAGAUCUCCCUGGACAUCAACAAAACCAGGCAGAUAGCACAGGAGAUAAUUAAGGGCAUGGGGUACCUCCACGCAAAGGGGAUUGUACAUAAGGAUCUGAAGUCAAAAAAUGUCUUCUAUGACAAUGGGAAAGUUGUGAUCACCGACUUUGGAUUAUUUGGAAUUUCGGGUGUGGUUCAGGAAGGAAGGAGGGAGAAUGAACUGAAGCUGCCUCAUGACUGGCUGUGCUACCUGGCUCCCGAGAUUGUCCGUGAGAUGGCCCCAGGGAAAGAUGAAGACAAGCUGCCUUUCUCCAAAGCUGCAGAUAUCUAUGCCUUUGGGACCGUGUGGUACGAGCUCCAGGCACGGGAAUGGCCCUUCAAGACCCAGCCUGCAGAGGCUCUCAUCUGGCAGAUCGGCAGUGGUGAGGGAGUGAGACAAGUCCUUGCUACUGUCAGCCUGGGCAAAGAAGUCAAUGAAAUCCUCUCAGCCUGCUGGGCCUUUGACCUCAGCGAGAGGCCCAGCUUCACUGUCCUCAUGGAAAUGCUUGAAAAACUGCCAAAACUGAACCGCCGGCUCUCCCACCCAGGGCACUUCUGGAAGUCUGCUGACAUUAACAGUAGCAAAGUUGUCCUCCGUUUUGAAAGAUUGGGCUUGGGAAUCCUGGAACCGAGUAACCCAAAGCUCUAGCCCGGUGUCAUUGUGCCCGUGCUGGCUGCCUGCUCCCACACAGCACCAGAAACCCUCCCUGGCUCCUCCACGCCGAGGCUGGUGCAGCCCCGCUGAAGACCAUCAGCUCAGCCCCGUGUCCUGCCUGAGCACCAGCAGUUAUUUAAACAAUGUUUACAUGAUACUUUUGUGUGAACUAUAUUUUUUUAAACAUAAUAAACAGUGAAUCGAGUUGAACUACAGCCAUUCUCAAAUACUGCUGAAAAAGAGAAGAGCUAUUCCUGGUUCCUCCUUGUGUCCAUGGUCAGUAGGAGCCACUCUCUGCCUUCAGAGCAGGGCCCCAGCAGCGGCACCGCAGUGAUGUGGCUUCUGCGAGCUCUUUGCCUUCCAGAGGUCACUUCUCUCCUGCAGGUAGAGCCCAGCCUGCUGCACUGGGGCUUGCCCAGACCACUCAUUGAUUCAGCAGGGCUGCUCCAGCUCUGCACCACCCUGAAUUCAGCUCCACCAGAACAGAGCUGCUGCAGGUAGUGUCUGGCUCCCAGGUAAUGACUCAAGUGCUCUUCUCCACAGAACUCACGCUACAACCUGCUCCUUCUCAUACAAUCCCAGAAUUAAGAAUUGCUGGCCUUAAAAAAUAAACUCAUGACUUGUUGCAGCUUUGCACAGGGAACAAAUUCUUCUUUUGAAGUUCAGGCACAAUUCUGAGUGUGGGGAAAGGCAAGAGUGACAGGACAAGGGAAGAGCUGUCCCUAAAUAAUGCAUUAACUGAGGCCUUGAUACACAGAGCUUCAGAGCCCCUGCACACACACACAGAGUGUUCCCACUGCCUGCAACUGGCCGGCCACAUUUCAGCUUGCAAGUUGUUUGAGAAACUUAGGACUAAAGCAGUUGCUUUGAGGAAGAAAAUCUUGUAACCAAGAGGGCAAUAUCUGGGCCUGGAGGUUCUGCCUGACCACAGCUCAAACUUGUUUCAGAGGUUAGUUUUAAAGCUAAAACCCAUCCCUUCCUCCAGUGCGGUGUGGAGGGGACAGCCAGUGACCACACUGAGGUGACAGGUGCAUCAUCCCCCUUGGAGAUCAAUUGCAGGCCCUGCUAGCAGAGGCUCCCCUUUCCCCACCAUCAUCCCCGAGGCUCAGGGGAGGAGCUCCCAGAUCCUCUGUGAGCAGGCAAAGCACCAGCCCUCAGUUUGGCUGCCUGGUGCUAAGCAGCACAAAACAUGAGUUCUGUUGGGCAGAGAGCCUCAGUCCUGUGUGCAAGUCAGUUGUAGCUUCUUAAAAGUGCUGAUAAAGACUUUUUAAAUGUGUCUCAGAUCUAAAAGAGAAAUGAGUUUGGCAUGGCCAGGCGCUGCAGAGCUGUCCUGAUCCCGUCCCCCUCAGGCUCUGCUGUUCUCACUAACGGUGUGUCAGCAGCCUGAAGCAGAAGCUGUUUUCCCCCAAGUGCUGCUUAAUUAAGAGCAGCACAACACAAACCCAAAGCAGGGAAAAAAAGGUGCUGCCCCUCAGCUGGAGCCCUGCGUGAGCUUCCUGCCUUAGGGAGGGCAGGGCAGGAGCCGCUGCCGGCUGCAGACCGGCCUUGGCUCAGUCUAUGUCGAGGGCAGCAGCGGCCUCGGGGUGCUCCUCGCACAGUUUUGGGGUGCAUUAAGCAGGCCCUGAGAGCUGGGACAGGCAGCAGGUCCCGUGUGGGACCAGAGGCCCGGCUGUGCACAGGCCCUGGCUCCUUGCAGCCCCAGACCGUGCCCUUCUGUUCCUGCGGGGCAGGUCAGGCCCUGGCUGUGCAGCCCCGAGCACGGGGAUGUGCCCACGGGCCUGCUCUGGUCCCGGCUCUUUCACAGCCUCCCCCUAACGGGAACAUGGGGAUCCAGCCUGACCUGGCUGCUGCUGGGACAGCCUCAAAGCUCCUCCUCUGCCCCAGUGCGGGCUCCUUUUAGCUCUGGUCAGCUCUGGGGCUCUGGGGCAGAGCUGUGGGGGCAUCAAGCUGUCCCAGUCCCGCACACCAAGCGACAGCCCUGGCCCGUGUUUGUGUCACACGUCCUGGUGGAGCUGUCAAUGUGACAAUGCUGUGCAAUGCUGCUACAGGAGCCACGUGUCAGUAGUGAAUGUAAAUGGUCGUAACAUGGUGAACAUGGACACGUUUUCUUUUCAAAUGUGAUGUAAACUUUGUACAGUAUAAAUUUUUUUUAUAUUUUCUAUGAACUGAGUGUCUUCCAGAAUUGCUAUUAAAUUAAUUACAAAUUGUUAGAAUUAAUAUCAGUUUCUGUAUUAGUUUAUUCAACCAGGAAAAAAAAAUGCACUCUAUGCUACUGGAAUUCUGGAUAUGUAGGAAUCUUUUCAGUAAAUAAAUCUUUGGUGCAGAUAAAGCA